AUGGAAAAACUCUACAACGAAAAUGAAGGAAAACUGGAAAGCGAGGGAAAGCCAGAAGAUAAAAUAGAUACAGAGGAUGAAGGAAAGUCAGACGGGAAGGAAAAGCCAGAAGUGGAGGGGAAGCCAGAGCAAGAGGGAAAGCUCCAAGAUCAAGGACAGCCAGAUGCUGAGGGGAAACCAGAAAAGCAGAGCAAGUCCCAGGGUGAGGGAAAAGCUCGCAGUGAGGGCAAGCCAGAAGCCCAGGCCAAGCCAGAGAGCCAGCUGCAAGCUGCCGAAAAACGCCCGGCUGAAGAGUAUGUGCCCCGGAAAGCAAAGCAAAAAACGGACAGGUGGACAGAUGAUUCCCUCAAGGACUAUCAGGAGGACUUACGGAAAAGGCAUGUGGGCAUUGAGGAGAGGAUGAGAGAAUAUGGAAAUGUAGCCAGGCUUCGGGAAGAGCUCAGGAAAAGGCAGAAAACAGGUAGUUUUCACUGGAUGCAAAGAGAUGUACGGGAUCGAUUCUUCCCAAGGGGCCAGCGGGGUGUCAGGGGAAUGAGGGGUGGAGGUAGGGGCCACAGAGACCUUGAAGAUAGUCCAUACAUUUAA
Messenger RNA from Pipistrellus nathusii (Nathusius's pipistrelle), 585 nucleotides. The record is from the annotation of a GenBank genome assembly. Lineage: Eukaryota; Metazoa; Chordata; Mammalia; Chiroptera; Vespertilionidae.